Molecule: messenger RNA, 2212 nt
Organism: Sinocyclocheilus rhinocerous
Lineage: Eukaryota; Metazoa; Chordata; Actinopteri; Cypriniformes; Cyprinidae
Product: 1-phosphatidylinositol 4,5-bisphosphate phosphodiesterase gamma-1-like
Exons: 17
Coding region: 266-2197 (643 amino acids)
Biological process (GO): phosphatidylinositol metabolic process; phosphatidylinositol-mediated signaling; positive regulation of epithelial cell migration
Cellular component (GO): ruffle membrane
Molecular function (GO): phosphatidylinositol-4,5-bisphosphate phospholipase C activity
Source: RefSeq, a predicted model, not a curated record
GGGCUCUGGCUCUGGCUCUGGCUCUUUUACUCUUGCACUCAUGGCGGAGAGCAGACCUCACACCGCCGCCGCUCGGAUCCGCCAAACCCGCGUCUGAUCAGGAGCACAGGACGACAUGAGCGCUGCUGAGAUCGCGGACAGACUGGACGUUGUGCUUCUGCUUUUACUGAGUCCCAGAGAGCCAGCUGCAUCCAUACACGGUGUCCUCACCAGGCCUGGGAGGCUGUGAGUUAUUGGGAAAGGAACUGAAGAACAAACAGGGGAAAUGGCUGCGACCGCGGGCUUCUCCUCCAACGGACCUGUACCCUGGACGCUGAGCGACACCGAGGUGAACAAUCUGUACCGGGAUCUGGAGCUGGGCACUGUACUGACGCUCUUUUACUCCAAAAAGUCCCAGAGGCCCGAGAGAAGGACGUUUCAAGUCAAGCUGGAGACCAGGCAGAUUAUCUGGACCAGAGGAACGGAUAAAAUCGAGGGCGAGAUUGAUAUUCGGGAGAUUAAGGAGAUCCGCAUGGGCCAGAAGUCACGAGACUUCGAGCGGUAUGUGGAGGACUCGACCGCCCGGCCGGACCAGGCCCACUGCUUCGUCAUCCUCUACGGCACAGAGUUUCGGCUCAAAGCACUCAGUCUGGCAGUGUCCUGUAUUUUCUUUUUUUCUUUUGUUGAGCUCAGGUGGCUGAGAAAACAGUUUUACGCAGUGGAUCGUAACAGAGAAGACCGAAUUUCCUGUAAGGAUCUGAAGAGUAUGCUGUGCCAGGUCAACUACAGAGUUCCCAAUAUGAGGUUCUUACGAGAGAAACUUCCGGAUGGAGAGCUGAGGAACGGAGAUGUAUCGUAUAGUCAUUUUGCGCAGUUGUACCGCAGCCUGAUGUUUGACGCACAGAAAUCAAUGGAGAUUCCACUGCUGCAAAGGCUUAUUGAGAGACCAGAGCAGAAGAUCUCACUGGAGGACUUCCAGAACUUCCUGAUUGAACAUCAGAAGGAGCUCUGGGCUACAGACAAUAACAAGGUGCAGGAGUUCAUGUUCCUCUACCUGAAGGAUCCUCUGCGAGAGAUCGAGCAGCCAUACUUUCAUCAAGACGAGUUGCUCACGUAUCUGUUCUCUAAAGAGAACACUAUCUGGGACUCGCAGCUCGAUCAGGUGAGGCCCGAGGACAUGAACAACCCCCUGUCCCACUACUGGAUCUCCUCGUCCCACAACACCUAUCUGACGGGAGACCAGUUUUCCAGUGAGUCGUCUCUGGAGGCGUACGCCCGCUGUCUGCGGAUGGGCUGCAGAUGCAUCGAGUUGGACUGCUGGGACGGUCCAGAUGGGAUGCCUGUUAUCUACCACGGUCACACCCUCACCACCAAGAUCAAGUUCAACGAUGUGCUUUCCACCAUCAAAGAACACGCCUUUGUUACGUCUGACUAUCCCAUCAUCCUCUCCAUCGAGGACCACUGCAGUAUUGUCCAGCAGAGAAACAUGGCCACCUACUUUAAGAAAGUGUUUGGAGAGAUGCUCCUGACCAAAGCGGUGGACAUCUCAGCCGACGGUCUCCCCUCGCCCAAUCAGCUCAAGAGGAAGAUCCUGAUCAAGCACAAGAAAUUAGCUGAGGGAAGUGCGUACGAGGAGGUCUCGUCUUCAACGCCCUACUCGGAGAACGACAUCAGCAACUCCAUCAAGAACGGCAUCCUGUACCUGGAGGAUCCCAUCAACCACGAGUGGUAUCCUCACUUCUUUGUCCUGACCAGCAAUAAGAUCUAUUACUCUGAAGAGACGUCAAGUAAUCAAGGGAACGAGGAUGAGGAGGAGCACAGAGAGAUCAGUAACAGCAUGGACCAGCAUGUGACGGAGAAGUGGUUUCACGGGAAGCUGGGAGCGGGGCGUGACGGGCGUCAGAUCGCGGAGCGUCUGCUGUCGGACUACUGUCUGGAGACCGGCGCGCCCGACGGCUCGUUCCUGGUGCGGGAGAGCGAGACCUUCGUGGGAGACUACACUCUCUCCUUCUGGCGGUCCGGUCGGGUUCAGCACUGCAGGAUUCACUCUCGGCAGGAGGCCGGCAACCCCAAGUUCUACCUGACGGAUAACCUGGUGUUCGACACGCUGUUCGCGCUCAUCACACAUUACCAGCAGGUGCCUCUGCGCUGCAACGAGUUUGAGAUGAAGCUGACCGAGCCAGUGCCGCAGACCAACGCUCACGAGAGCAAAGAGUGAGUCCCACGUCUCAAC